This is a messenger RNA of Labeo rohita (rohu), 2445 nucleotides long. RefSeq names its product myelin-associated glycoprotein-like. The coding region runs from base 960 to 2327 and encodes 455 amino acids. The record is from RefSeq and is a predicted model, not a curated record. The transcript has 8 exons. Lineage: Eukaryota; Metazoa; Chordata; Actinopteri; Cypriniformes; Cyprinidae.
GGGUCUUUUACUCCCUGCAUUAACCCUAUAACUACCAGUGCAGCAAAAUAAACAGCAAUUUCACAAUGAUUAUAAAGUCUGUGCACUACACUAUACAUUCUUUAUUAUUAAACGAAGUGAUUAAAAUAACAACAGUAUACAUUAAUUGACACAUUCUUAGAAAAUAGUGGGUUCACAGCAAAUUAUCAAAACUAUUUCAGUAAGACAGUAAUAUAGUGCGUUACCUUGAAACCUAAAGCUGCACUAGGUAUAUGUCACAUAUUAGCACAAAACUUGUUAUUUUGUGUGGGAACAGGGGUGAAAGAGGGUUCCAAAGAGGGAGGGAGGAGAGAGGGCAGGUCAGCAUCCCAGUCUAUAAGAUUCACAGUCCUUAUACCCAGGUCCAUUGAAAUCUCACCCUCAGCCAUGUUGCAGUGGGCGGAGCUCCUCUCUGUGAUCUCACUAGCCAAAACAUUCUCCCUCGUGGCGGGCGCUGAUGCCGGCACUCACACCUGGUCUAACGAUAUCAGCAGCUGCGGCUCCGCGGCGAUCCUAAGCACUGCCACUGACCCCACCUUUUAGAAUAAAGCAACUAUUUUGACCCCAGAAUUCCACCACAAGUUUUUUAAGCCUGCAUGAGUCACAAAAACACAUCAUUCAUCCAUUCACUAAAUUAUCAGUGAAUUAAUGUUAAGGAACAACAUGCUUAAUACACUAAAAUCUUCGUCUCAUUUGAUAAACUAUGGUCAAAGAUCACCCAUUUAAUGUUUAUUUCAUGAUUGAUGAAACAAUGUAUGUUUAUACAUCUUCCUUAUUCAGAGUCACUUGGGUGGGGAUUGUUACUUCAUGAUAGUUCUUCAAAUCCGUGUUUAAAAUGUGUUGCAAUAGAAAGCAUCUUCUGCUUUUGUGAACGACUGCACUGUUGUGUGCUUCAGAAGUCAGAAAAUCUCUACUGAUUCUGAUCUAAAAGACCUUUAGAGAUGUCUGUAAUUCAGAUCACUUUCUUCACCAUCAUCAUCAGCGCUGUGUUACUACAUACUCACUCAGCUGAUUUCUACUCCGCUGUGAUGCCUCAGACAGUAACAACUCUGACAGGCUCUUGUGUACAAAUUCCUUGCAGAUUUAACAUCCCCAAUUUUGAGGACAAACAUAAGAGGGCACAAUCUAUUUAUGGGAUCUGGCUAAAAAGCAGAUCACAGAUGUUUGACCCAGACAGUUUUAUAGCUUUUAAUAGCAGUAAAAACAUCAUUAGAGGAUUCAGUGACAUACAGAUGACUGGAAAUCUCAGUGAGAAGAACUGCACCACUGUCUUCUAUAACAUCAUGAUGAAUCAUUCAGACCGCUAUUACUUCAGACUGGAAAUGGAGCCAGAUAUCUUCAGAGCAACAUUUAACCCCAAUUCAGCAACUGAUUCAAGCAAGACUGUGAGGAUCACUGUUAGAGAUUCACCACAGCCUCCUGAACUUAAACCCAAUGAUCUAUAUUAUGUAAUGGAGGGAACUACAGUCAAUCUGAGCUGCUCUGCUGAAGCCCCCUGCCCCAAACAACCUCCAACAAUAUCCUGGUCUAACAUCCCUGAAUCUGCCAACAUUAAAACACAGUUACAAGAGAAACCUGAUAAAACCCAGUCAGUGUUUUCAUAUGUGACCUUCAAAGCAUCAUACAUGGAUCACAGAAAGAACAUCUCCUGCACUGCUACAUAUCCAAGAAAUACAUCUAAUGACUCAACUGUGGAGACCACCACAAUGCUACUAGUCAUGUUUCCUCCAAAAGAAACACACAUCAUCACUUCAUCUAGUGCCGUGUCUAUUGGCACUAAUGUGACUUUGACCUGCAAAUGCAAAGCCAGUCCAUCCAAUGAUUUGACCUACACCUGGUACAAAUGUGGACAGGAGAUGCCAGUAUUUUGGGGGAAAACGAUUACCAUCACUAUAACUCAAAGUAAUACAGGACGGUAUUCCUGCAUUGCACAGAAUAAACAUGGCAGUCAAUCAUCAGCAGAUGUCCAGUUCGUAGCUAAGGGACAAGAUGGACUCAAUAUGCGUUUGAUUGUUGGUUGUGUGGGAGGAAUUGUGGCAGUGCUCACACUCUCUGCUGUAUUUUGUACCAGGACAAAAAUUUCUAAUAGGAAUAGGAAGAAACCAUCUGGUCAGGUUAAUAACAUAGAUGCUGAUUUUGUCAACACUGUCAGAGGCAUUAUGAUCAAUGAACAGAUCACUUCUGAUGAUGAAACACUAGUUAUUGUGUAUUAUGAAGAGACUGACAUAUCAAAGCGACAGAAUUAUUGUGCCACAGAAAAACUCUUCAACCAUGACGAAUACACAGAAAUAGAGUAUACGCUGUGUUAGGAUAUGUGCUCACGUAUAGGCCUAUAGUCGCUUUUUGAGGGAAAAAAAAGGAAUCCAAAUAAAAUAAUGUUACACUUUUUCUAAUAUUGAAACCAAAUAAAUUAAUGUAACAAACAAA